This is a messenger RNA of Sphaerulina musiva SO2202, 1979 nucleotides long. RefSeq lists its product as uncharacterized. The record is from RefSeq and is a predicted model, not a curated record. The transcript is spliced from 2 exons. Bases 510 to 1979 code for a protein of 489 amino acids. Gene Ontology annotation, biological process: positive regulation of transcription by RNA polymerase II; negative regulation of transcription by RNA polymerase II. Gene Ontology annotation, molecular function: zinc ion binding; DNA-binding transcription factor activity, RNA polymerase II-specific; RNA polymerase II cis-regulatory region sequence-specific DNA binding. Lineage: Eukaryota; Fungi; Ascomycota; Dothideomycetes; Mycosphaerellales; Mycosphaerellaceae.
GUCCACCCACUAUCUGCACACCUCGCCGCUAAGCCCAGGAACUAUCCUCCGUGUGUGCGUGCAAAAACAACCACGUUCUUUUGCCCGGCGACACGGCCAUUGUCGCACCGCCUCGCACACGUUUUGCCCAGAGCCUCGCAAGGACACGAAUCUCGGACUGCCUGUGCCCUGGACCCGAUCAUCUCCUUCUCAGCCUCCCCACCGGAUCCCAUCUCACCCCUUCACUCCUUCACGCGGACAAGACGGUGGCGAGACAGCGGCCAGACGGCGUGGGAAUCGCGAAUUUCAUCGAUUUCAUCUGCACAAUCCUUAUCAGAUCUUUCCGAUCAGAUAGACUCCGCACCUGUGUUCCUGGACGAACUCGCGUCUCUUGGGCAGGAUAAACGGCGGUGACCCAUGCGCCGAUAACACACAGCUCAGCCCCGAUAUCAUCUCGAACUAGCCCCAAUAAACUGAGCCCUGACAACAUAGGAGGUACUCAGCCCCUUGAACUGGACAAGGCGCGCAACAUGAUGGCCAGCACAAGCGCUGCGACGACCAAUAACAAGCCUUUUUCUCCGCGGAUGGCAAAUCUCCUGCAUCGCGAACCGUCUCCGCAAGAACUGGAAGCUGCGCGACAGCUUGUCGAACAUUCACUGUCGUCGACUGCAUCUCAACCGCAACCGCAUGUGCCGGAACUGCAUAAAUCGCCCACUCAGCAUCAGUAUCAACAUCAGCACCAACACCAGCACUCUACUCCUUCUGUCUCACAUGGAUAUCGUGAUGCGACCGAGUAUCCGAACGCACACGCGCAGAUUGUGCAAGGCUCGUCGACUGCGCCCUUGACAAGCGCCCCAAUCAUGCAACCCUCGCGGACUUCACCUUCUGCCAUGAAUGGUAUGACUACUCCCGGGGCGCAGAUGUGCAGCAAUUGCGGGACAACGAAAACGCCUCUAUGGAGAAGAUCGCCAGCUGGAGCGGUCAUAUGCAACGCUUGUGGUCUAUACUACAAGGCACGAAAUCAGAUGCGACCUGUGGGACUCAAACGCGGCGCGAACUCGAACCAAGCCGCGGGAGGUCCGAAUAGCGAGCGAGGAACCUCGCCAUCAUCCGUUCAAGGUGGCGCGACAUAUGUGCCAGCCGACCAAAGCGUGCAGGGGACGUGUCCUGGAGGAGGCCGCUGUAACGGUACUGGUGGUCAAGAUGCAUGUGCCGGAUGUCCAGCGUACAAUAAUCGGGUGUCGAAGACCACCCAGGUCCCGUACCGACAGUCUAGUUCGGAGCGCGGUGAUUCAUCCUCGGCACAGUCUGGUUCUCGGCACAUGCAUACUGUAGUGCAGAAUUACGUGUCGCCUUCACAGCAAUCUCAGCAGCAAAACAGUGUAGUGGUCGCAUGCCAAAACUGCGGUACGACAAUCACCCCACUCUGGAGACGAGACGAGAACGGACAUACGAUAUGCAACGCUUGUGGACUAUAUCACAAACUUCACGGCGCGCAUCGACCAGUGCAAAUGAAAAAAGCAGAGAUUAAGCGGCGGAAACGAGUCGUACCUGCGGCGAUGGGUAAUCAACACCACCCAGGCAGUCCCUUUCCAAGCGAUAACAUGAGCGACACAUCUGGUCAUUCGGAUCGAGGCGGCCUCAACACCCCUCUCCAACAGCCCGAGAGCAGCCCAUUCAUACAUACCACAUCACAUGUCUCGGGACCGAUACCUGUCGAUUUCACCGAUGCUUUCCGACAUCGCGACGAUAUCGGAGAGAGCAGGAAGCGCACGUACUCGGCCACUCACCAGGAUUCCGAGCCGUACUUGCCACCACCGCGGACAGCGUCUUUGCAUGAGAAUAUUGACCCUGCGUUGCCGCAUCGGACAACGAGUGUGGCUCAGUCGAGGGUCGAUCGUCGUGCAGAGUUGCGGAGAGAAGCAGAGAAGAUGAGGGCCUUGUUAGAAGCAAAGGAACGGGAAUUGGCAGAGUUGAGUGAUGAAGAAGAAGGGGGUUGA